Messenger RNA from Rhagoletis pomonella (apple maggot), 1248 nucleotides. RefSeq lists its product as uncharacterized. Bases 1 to 1248 code for a protein of 415 amino acids. NCBI's taxonomy places the organism in Eukaryota, Metazoa, Arthropoda, Insecta, Diptera, Tephritidae. The record is from RefSeq and is a predicted model, not a curated record. The transcript has a single exon.
AUGUCGGAUAUCGAGCAAGAAGAUACAGGGGUGCAAACUCCUCUGUACCGCGAAUCGCGUGAAGUCCGCGUCAAAAAGAGUCAACGGUUAUCGCUGUUAAAUCGCUUGAAGGCUCUCGAAAUACCGUCGGUUCAACUUAGCGCGUUAUCAGCACCACACAUAGAGGCCAAACUAGCGCUAAUCGAGCGCUACUACAAUUCAUUUGAGGAACUCCAAACGCAGCUGGAGAUUUUAGAUGACACCGAGCUGGAUGAAGAACAUCGCCUGACCAUGGAUGAGAGCUAUUGUAGGGUUAAGGCACUGUACAGUGAAAGGCUAUCGUUUUUACGAACCAACUCAUCCGGAAUGCAGCUGAGUAGCACCCACAUCACACAACAACACAACACAUCUUCAUCGCGACAGAGAAUAAAUUUGCCGAAGUUAAAACUAUCGACGUUCAAUGGCUGCUACCGCGAGUGGCUGGAUUUUUACAAUAUCUUUUUGGUCCUCGUCGACAAAAAUCCAGACCUCUCGGAUAUUGAAAAAUUUCAAUAUCUGCGCUCAAGCCUUUCAGAGUGUGCAGCUACCCUCAUACAAUCAUUAGAGGUGACCAACGCAAAUUAUAAGAAGGCGCUGCAGCUACUUGAAUCCCGUUUCGACCAUAAGCGGUACAUAUUCCAGUCGCAUCUUCAGCACAUCUUCGACAGACAACGCAUCACCACACCCACCGUUGCUAAUCUUCGUAGCUUCGUCGACGUCAUAAAUGCAAACAUGCGUGCCAUGCAAUCGAUGGCAACAUCCACACAAAUUGGUAACGGGCUACUGCUUCACUUGGUCGUUUCAAAGCUAGACCAUGAAACGCAAGUGAAAUGGGAAGAAGAAGUGGCUGCGAAGUGGGACCGACCAUCACACCAGGUAUCCCUCAUGCUGCCAGCAUGGGAAGAUCUUGCAGCGUUCCUCGAACGUCGUUGCCAACUCAUCGAUAUCAUCGAUCACAGCGCUACUUCAACCAAAUCGUCGCAUCGGUCACCAGAACCAACAUCAUCGUCGCAAUCAAAGUCUCGUCAAUCACCAAAGCAAGUAUCGUUCAUCACCACCAAUAAACCAAAAUGCAAUUUGUGUGAAGGCUCUAUCAGUCAUAAUGCCUUCAACUGUUCCGUCUUCAUGAAGCUGACACCAGUACAACGCUACGACGUAGCAAAGAAGAAGAGUCUGUGCUUAAACUGUUUGGGUCCGAAUCAUUCGUCGAAACUGUCCGUCCACGCAUAG